Podospora pseudocomata is the source of this 2164-nucleotide messenger RNA. It is a transcript of the gene TOA1, whose product is annotated as transcription factor IIA subunit alpha. The record is from RefSeq and is a predicted model, not a curated record. Bases 477 to 1850 code for a protein of 457 amino acids. Gene Ontology annotation, cellular component: transcription factor TFIIA complex. Lineage: Eukaryota; Fungi; Ascomycota; Sordariomycetes; Sordariales; Podosporaceae. Gene Ontology annotation, biological process: transcription by RNA polymerase II; transcription initiation at RNA polymerase II promoter. The transcript is spliced from 3 exons.
UCCCAGGCGAAACAGCAACCCAGACCCGCGGCGCAACACGGGCAUAUCACACUGCAGAGUUAUUGCUGAAUCGCUGCACUUUCCAUCUAGACAAGACAGGUGUCACGAGAAAGAGGGAGUUCCUCUUUUUUUUCAAAGCGACGUGGCAGGACAAGCAAUCGAGGAAUCAGAGUGCAAGAGAAAACGUCUAGCAGUUCAGACCGACUUCCCGCCUCCCUCCCAUCGGGAUAUCUCAUCCGCGAACCAUCGACUCCGAAUCAUAUUUUCCGCCGGCGCAACCCGAGCCGACGCCCCGUUUUUGCCGUGCAAAACGUAGAGAGAAAGAACGAGUCGGGAGAGAGAAACUGCUAGUCAAUCUCACAAACGUCAAGGCAACCACCGUUUGACGAACCCACACGAAGAAAGUCAAAUCGAUCGCAGAUAGCCAAGCUUCGCUCGCUGUUGUUGUUUUCGCUGCAGCUUUUUGACUCGUCAAGAUGUCGAACGUUCACGUUGGCCAGGUUUACGAGGCUGUGAUUCAGGGAGUCAUCGACGCUGUGCGCGUUGAUUUCGAGGAGAAUGGUGUUGAGGAUGGCGUGCUCGAGGACCUGAAGAAGAAAUGGCAAAUGAAGCUCUCGCAGCUCAACGUGGCCCAGUUUCCCUGGGACCCGAAGCCAGAGCAGCCCGCUCCUCCAGCUCAACCAGCCGCUCCCCCGGCUCCAGCGCCGCAAGCCGCUCCCCCACCGCAGGCGGCCUAUACCCAGUCUACGUUGAGCCCUCAGACUUCAGCUCAACCUCUCUCGCUGCCAAAUAUCAACCAGCCUCAUUCCAACGGGGUGCCCGUCAAGCAGGAGCCAGGGUUGGUCAGGUCUGAGCCGGUCGCUAUCAAGCAGGAACCCGGCGCUGGCUCUCAGCCCGUGCAUCCUGGUUAUCACAAUGCCUCCCACCCUAGCCUGCCUACUGUCAACCCCAGCAUAGCCGCUACCCGGGCUGUGCAGGCUUUGCAGAACAAGUACGGCGAGGGAGCUGCUGCCUCCAUUGCCUCCAUGUCCAACGGUAAUGGUAAGGUCGGACAAGGGAACGUUGGCCAAGCCCAGCAGCAGCAACAGCAGGUCCAGCAACAACAUGCUCAACACCAGCAACAUUCUCAACACCAGCAACACUCUCAGCAGCAGCAGUAUCAGCAACACCCGCAGCAUCCUCAACAACAACGCCCACAACACCCUCAGCAGAUUCAGCAACAGCACAUGCAACGGCCACAGCAGGGUGGACCUCAGCAGCUGACCCCCGAGCAGGUGUAUCAACGACAGAUGCAGCAACGCAUGCAGCUACAGGCUCAACAGGCUCAGCAGCAGCGUGGGAUUGCCCCUAACAGCUUGCCUAAUGCCCAGACUGAUGGCCCUAGCGAUGACUGCUGGGAGGCUGUCAUGAUGCGCCGCAACGCCGAAGGCCAGGCUGUCGAGAUGGGCCGCAUCGAGAUUGAUGAUCAUCUUCACGCCCAGAUCGCCGCCCGAGCCAAGCAGAUGGAGGGCGGCGGCCUGAUGCUUCCUCUGAAGCAGGCCACCAAGGUCCGCAGCCUUGACAAUAGACGGAACCGCGCUGCUGGGGGUCCCUCCCAGGUUGAUGGUGGGGAGGAUGACAUGAAGGAUGAGGAUUUGGAUGACGAUGCGAUCAACUCUGACUUGGACGACUCCGACGACAACAAGGAGGAUGAUGAUGAGGAUGAUGACAUGGGGCAUAUGAUGCUUUGCAUGUAUGACAAGGUGCAGAGGGUGAAGAAUAAGUGGAAGUGCACACUCAAGGAUGGCGUCCUGACUGUGAACGGCAAGGAGUAUGUCUUCCACAAGGCUACGGGGGAGUACGAGUGGUAAUUUCUUCUUUCGGCGGGGACAUCAACACCAUCCAUGCCUCCUUUUCUCGCUUUGCUGUGCGGGUAACCUUUUCUUUAUCACGGGAAUAUUGUAUACAUUUUUUUUUCGUUAUGGCGACUUUGUCUCUGCCCUGGGACUGGGGUUUUGGUCAUUUCAUGGUUGUGGUCUUUCCCCUUCUAUCUCAUCAAGGGGGGAUGUCUUUUUUUUUUUUUUUUUUUUUUUUAAUAAAAAAAACAUUUUAUCACCGUUUCUCUUUGGGCGUCGGUUAGGGGGGCAAGAAACAGAAACGGGGAAAUUACAGAGAUUGGCAGCGA